AUGUCGAAUCACCAAGAUGGAUGUUCGUCUCGAACGGGCGGCGCCAAUCGAGAGUGUGAUUGCACGGAAGAUUUAUCGGAAACCGAAAAAUUGUGGAACGAUUUUGAAGGCUGUGCUCAAGCAGUUGCUCGCCUUUACGGGGACUCUUCCUGGAAGAAUUUUCGAGGCGCUGCAGAAGGAACGACGCAGUUAUAUAAGACUUCAACUGACAUAUAUCGCCGAGGGUUUGAAAAGGGUUACUCAUCAGGAUGUACUAGUGUGGCUAAGGAAAUAUUCCAAGCAUUUCGAGAUCCUGCUCAAGUUGAUAUGAAUAUAGUUCUUGAAGUCUUAUAUAGGAACAUGGCGAUUCCUAACGAUGAAAUGUUAACUGUUGAUACGCAUAAUAGGUUCUCUCCAGAGACUUUAGCUGCUGUGGAGCUGUUUCAAAAGGCUCUUAUCCAUAAGACAACUCCAUUGAGCACUUUGAGCUCCCCACUUCCGCUGUCUGCUGCUUUGCCUCCACCACCCCCUCCUCCACCACGACCGGAUUCACUAGAUCAAUUUUUGGCCAACCAGGUGCAACGUCAUAGGAAGCGUCAAAGAACGCCUACUCGAACAUUGUCGCCCAACUCUCAAUUGAAGCGUCAACGACGUCAUUAA
This is a messenger RNA of Caenorhabditis briggsae, 639 nucleotides long. Lineage: Eukaryota; Metazoa; Nematoda; Chromadorea; Rhabditida; Rhabditidae. The coding region runs from base 1 to 639 and encodes 212 amino acids. The record is from RefSeq and is a predicted model, not a curated record. The transcript has 4 exons.